Limanda limanda (common dab) is the source of this 5076-nucleotide messenger RNA. Its product is annotated as SH3 and multiple ankyrin repeat domains protein 2-like. Gene Ontology annotation, molecular function: synaptic receptor adaptor activity; ionotropic glutamate receptor binding. The record is from RefSeq and is a predicted model, not a curated record. The transcript has 21 exons. NCBI's taxonomy places the organism in Eukaryota, Metazoa, Chordata, Actinopteri, Pleuronectiformes, Pleuronectidae. Gene Ontology annotation, cellular component: postsynaptic density; postsynaptic membrane; dendritic spine. Bases 31 to 5076 code for a protein of 1681 amino acids.
UUGCAGCUGAAUCCGCCCGGCCUGCUGACUAUGCCCCGGAGCCCGACCUCCAGCGAGGAGGAGAUGGCCCAGAGCUUUUCAGAUUACUCCGACGACUGCGCCUCCGACAGCUCCAGAGAGGAAACCAUCUACGAGACCAUCAGGGCCACGGCCCAGCCCCCCCCGCCCCCCCACAUGGACGACGUCCACACCAACACGCAGGUCGUCCGCGUCCUCGUCCCCGACCUGCAGCAGACGAAAUGCAUGCGGUUCAACCCGGACGCCACCGUCUGGGUCGCCAAGCAGCGGAUCCUGUGCACGCUCAACCAGAGCCUGAAGGACGUGCUGAACUACGGCCUCUUCCAGCCGGCGAGCAACGGGAGGGACGGAAAGUUCCUGGACGAGGAGCGAAUCCUGCGAGAGUAUCCUCAGCCAAUCAGCAAGGGCGUCCCGGUUCUGGAGUUCCGCUACAAGAGCCGAGUUUACCGGCAGCCGAACGUGGACGAGAAACAAAUCGCCAAACUUCACACCAAGGCCAACCUGAGGAAGUUCAUGGACCUGAUCCAACACAACCAGGAGGACAAAGUGUCCAAGAUGUUGGAGAGAGGCUUCGAUCCCAACUACCAGGACGGGGACACUGGUGAGAGUCCUCUGACCUUCGCCGCUCACCUGGACGGAGUCGUGGAGCUCAUCAAGGUUCUGAAGAACGGAGGAGCUCACCUGGACUUCAGGGCCAAAGACGGGAUGACCUCGGUCCACAAGGCCGCUCGCUCCAAGAACCAGGUCACGCUCACGACGCUGCUGGAGCUCGGGGCGUCUCCGGACUACAAGGACAGCCGGGGUCUGACUCCUCUGUACCACAGCGUGGUGGUGGGGGGGGACCCGGGCUGCUGCGAGCUCCUGCUGAGCCACCAGGCGGCCGUCUGCUGCCAGGACGAGAACGGCUGGCACGAGGUUCACCAGAGUCUCAGGCGGCGCCCGGCGUGGUCCAUGGCGCCUCUUACCCACAAUCCUCUGCAGCUCUGUGGUCUCAGCAGUCAUGGCGAGGGCGUGGGCACCAGGAGGAAGCUGUACAGCGCCGUGCCCGGGAGACACUUCGUGGUCGUGCGUCCUCACACGGCUCAGGCUGAGGGGGAGAUCAACCUGUACAAGAGCGACAGGGUCAAAGUCCUGAGCAUCGGAGAGGGGGGGUUCUGGGAGGGCAGCGCCCGCGGCCAGGUGGGCUGGUUUCCAGCCGACUGCGUGGAGGAGAUCCCGGCCAAGGCCACGGAGGAGCGGAGCUAUUCCCGAGCGGAUCGAGCCGACAGACGGAAGCUGUUCAGACACUACACUGUGGGGUCCUACGACAGCUUCGACGCCUCCAGCGACUGCGUGGUGGAGGAGAAGAGCGUGGUGCUGCAGAAGAAGGAGAACGAGGGGUUCGGCUUCGUGCUGCGAGGAGCCAAAGCGGACACGCCCAUCGAGGAGUUCACUCCCACCGCCGCCUUCCCCGCGCUGCAGUACCUGGAGUCGGUGGACGAGGGGGGCGUGGCCUGGCAGGCGGGACUCCGAACGGGCGACUUCCUCAUCGAGGUGAACCAGGAGAACGUGGUGAAGGUCGGCCACAGGCAGGUGGUCAACAUGAUCCGUGUGGGAGGGAACCGGCUCCUGAUCAAGGUCGUGACGGUGAGCCGGAAUCUGGACCCCGAUGACACGGCACGCAAAAAAGCUCCUCCCCCACCGAAGCGAGCGCCCACCACGGCCCUGUCCAUGCGCUCCAAGUCGAUGACCUCGGAGCUGGAGGAACUCGUGGAUAUAGCCACUCUAAGGAAAAAGAAAGGUGAUGCGCAGAAGAAGAGGAUUGUUUUCCAAGUCACUCUAAACAAAGUGGAAGAGAUGACGCACGCCCAGAAGACUUCGCCUGUUGAUAUGAAGAUCGCCACAAUCAAGCCACGCCCCUCCAGUCGCUGCCUGGUUACGCCCACUGAUAUGAAUUCCAUGUAUCAUGAGCGCCAGGGAGUAGCAGUGGUGCCGCCCACUGUUCCUGGAGCCUUCCUGGGGCUUCCUGAGAAGGGCACCAUCAGGAAGCAGAAGUCAAUAGGUACCGAUGAGGAUGACAAACAAGGAUUCCUCACACCUCCGCCACUGAAGUUCUCCCGCAGCCUCUCCAUGCCUGACUCCACAGAGGACAUCCCCCCUCCACCGGCCAUUUCACCCCCUUCGCCACCUGGCUACAACUCCGGCCCUACAUCCAAAGGCUACAGCACCACACGACCCAGCUUCACCCAGAACUCACCCAAUGCAGUGACCACCAUUAGCAGAGCCGGCGGUGGUACAUUGAGGCGUGGCUACUACCGCCAGAGCUCAGAGCAGUUUGAGAGCACACGUUUACGAGGGCGUGCACCAGUGCCAGAGAACCCUUACUCCGAGGUGGGCAACAGGACACUGUACGUGCCAGCAAAACCAGCUCGAAGGAAGGGUAUGCUCGUAAAACAGUCAAAUGUUGAGGACAGUCCUGAGAAAAUGUGUCGCAAGCCAGCAAAUCCCUCAGGCCCGGUCUCCAUGCCGACUACACCUGUAGAACGAACAUGCUCAUCCAUCCCCAUUCCCACGAUCAUCGUCAAGGAGCCCUCCACCAGCAGCAGUGGCAAGAGCAGCCAGGGUAGCAGUAUGGAGAUCGAGCCCACCACUCCUGAACACCCCUCUCUCACACCCACUCUUGGGUGUGGAGGUCUGCGUCCUGAAGAUCCACAUUCUCUAGGCAACCCCUUCGCUGCAGCUAUCGCCGGGGCCGUGCGGGACCGGGAGAGGAGGCUCGAGGCCAGAAAGAGUUCAAUCACCUUCCAGUCCAUAGACAUGGGGGAUGAUGAAUUGAGCGGUCCAACGCCUUCCCCUCGCCUUCGCCAGUCAAAGUCCAUCGAUGAAGGCAUGUUCAGUAGUGACGAGCGACUGAGAAGGAUAUUGGCCCCUCCCUUUGCACGGCUGGGGCCCCCUGUGGGGGGUGGCAGUGGAAACAUGACAGAUUUUAAUACACCUGAGCCCACAGUGGUGCGGGAGCCUCUGAACACCAGAACUGGCCAGUGUCCCAACUUAGACAGUCCUGUUAGUCUCCCAGCCACUCCCCCUAAGAGCCACUACAGGGCCAAUGGAACCUACCUCCACCCUGUCACCGGAAAGCCCUUGGACCCUAAUUCUCCACUCGCCCUGGCCCUGGCAGCUCGUGACCGGGCCAUGAAGGAGCAACAAAACCAUCCACAGAGUCAGCCUCAAAACCCUCCUCAGGUUCAAACCCCCAAGCACGAAGCCCAGUCCCUUCCAGUCCAGCCAAGCCACAAACCAGACCUCAACCAACCCCUCUUCAUUGACACCAAACUACGUUCUGGCAUAGAGACUAGUUUUGCUGCAAUCUCCACAGCCACCAUGGGGCGUCCGGGCCGAGGCGGCCUGCGGAGACAGAUGACCGAGCAGAAGUACGAGUCUGAUGGGGCGAGGGAGGAGAGGCAGCAUCAGGCCGUCGAGGAGAGGAAGAGUGCACCAGCUGAUGUGGCGGACUCGUCACCGCCCAAGUCAGCAGGGCUCUUGAUGGUCCACACCAGCACAGAACCAGGCGCCAAGGUUAACAACCAGGAUGUGGAGGGCCAGGACAGCAACCGGCCAUCGGAGCUGAAGGACCCGAACCAACCGGAUCCACACAACCCUCCGACCCUCUCCAACCCCCAUCCAGCCUCCUCCCGGGGGAGGAGCGUUCCUUUAGGUGAAUCCUUGGAUGAACCAGUGAAGCUGCCAUUCCGAAUCCCCCCGCCCCCCCUGGCCUCAGUUGAUAUUGAUGAAGACUUUGAGUUCACAGAGCCCCUCCCCCCACCACUGGAGUUUGCCAACAGUAUUGACAUACCUGAUGACCAGGCCAGUGCCAUAGCAGAGAUGCUUCUGCAACAGAGACGAAAUGGGGGACCUCGAUUGCCCCCCUAUGAUCCUCACGCCCCCCCACCUGUCCUUGAUCAACACAAACGGGUGGCGAACAGCAUGCCGCCCUCGUAUCCUCCUCCUCCACCGGAACAGGAGUCCGGGGUGGGCGACUCGGGCAUCGAAGAGGUAGACAGCCGCAGUAGCGGGGACCCUCAGCACAUGGAGACCACCAGCACCGUCUCCAGCAUCUCCACCCUGUCGUCGGAGGGGGGCUUCUGCGACAGCGCUCUGGAGAGCCUCUACGCCACCGCCGACGGACACUCCUUCCUGGUGGAUCGGCCCCCGGUGGCGCCCAAACCCAAGGGCAAGUCUGUCAUCAACAGGACAUCACUUUAUCAUGACGCACUCAUCGAAGAGCCCCCAGAGUCCUAUGGGACUCCACCGCAGGCCCCGCCCCCUCCCCCUUCAUCCUCUGAACCUCCUAGGACUCCGACUCAGAGGACAUCCAAGCUAUGGGGCGACCAGCCCCCCGAGCUGUGCAGCCCCCCCUCCACACCCGACAGCAAGAACACCGUCAUCACCGAGCUGAGCUCCAUCCUGCAGCAGAUGAACCGCGACCGGCCGCCCAAGCCGGGAGACAGCCUGGACUCCCCCACCGGGACACGGGCGGCCUUUGGAACCAGGACUCCCACAGAAGACUCAGGAAUGCGUAAUAACGCCGCUGCUGCCGCGCCCCUCUCCUCCACCCCCCCCAGCAGCCUCCCCUCCCAGACGCACCCCUGCAGCCCCCCCGACUCCGUCUCCUCCCUCACCCCCUGCUCCUCGCUGCCCCCCUCGGUGUCGCCCACCCUCACCGACGUCUUCGGCCUGCCCACCCCCCCCAUGGGCAGCGGCGGCGGCUACAGCCUGAGCUCCUCCUACGGCGGCAGCGGCAGCUCGCGCUCGCCCUCGCCGCUCACGCUGAUGCAGGCGGUGGCGUCCUCGGGGAAACCCUUCGCCUCCAAACCCAUGGAGCUGUGGAGCAAGCAGGACGUGGCCGACUGGCUGGAGAGCCUGAACCUGGGCGAGCACCGGGACGCCUUCCUGGACAACGAGAUCGAGGGCGCCCACCUGCCCUCGCUGCAGAAGGAGGACCUGAUCGACCUGGGGGUCACGCGGGUGGGCCACCGCAUGAACAUCGAGAGGGCCCUCAAGCUGCUGCAGGACAGAUAG